GGAUGUAAACCCUAAAGUUGCCCUUCUCUUGUAACUAAAAAUAAGCAGAGAUAUAAAACCCUAAAUCAACCCCAUUCUUCCUCUCUCGUCAUUUUGGUUGUUCUAGUUUUAGGGUUUUCAUUUUCUCUCUCAUCAGCCGUCGUCAGUCUUAACAAUGGCCAAGAGAACCAAGAAGGUUGGUAUUGUCGGGAAAUAUGGUACCCGUUAUGGUGCUAGUUUGCGUAAGCAGAUUAAGAAGAUGGAAGUCAGUCAGCACAGCAAGUACUUCUGUGAGUUCUGCGGAAAGUAUGCCGUGAAGAGGAAGGCUGUUGGCAUCUGGGGAUGCAAGGACUGCGGGAAGGUCAAGGCUGGUGGUGCUUACACAUUGAACACCGCCAGUGCAGUGACCGUGAGAAGUACAAUCAGAAGGUUGAGGGAGCAAACCGAGAGUUAAAUCUUUCAUAGCUUUUGUUUCCAGAAAGUAGAAAUUUUGUAUUUUCUAUAAUUAAAGGUGUUGUUUGGAUCAUUGUUUUUGAACCGCUUGACAAGUUUGUCUCUAGAGGCUAAACCAUUUCCGGAGUUUUGGGUUUAUCAUCACCUGUGUCUGUUUGCAUUGCCUGAAUGUUGUUAAUUUAGACAUUUGUUUCUGCAUUA
Beta vulgaris subsp. vulgaris (sugar beet) is the source of this 633-nucleotide messenger RNA. RefSeq names its product 60S ribosomal protein L37a. The coding region runs from base 155 to 433 and encodes 92 amino acids. Gene Ontology annotation, molecular function: structural constituent of ribosome. Gene Ontology annotation, cellular component: ribosome. The transcript is spliced from 5 exons. NCBI's taxonomy places the organism in Eukaryota, Viridiplantae, Streptophyta, Magnoliopsida, Caryophyllales, Amaranthaceae. The record is from RefSeq and is a predicted model, not a curated record. Gene Ontology annotation, biological process: translation.